AGAUAAACUCGCGUUAUGAAUUUUUAAGUGUUUGAAAUAAGCGUGUUUUACAAAUAGUUGCAUUUUGCCUUAUCAAUCUAGCACACUAUUAUCAGAUAAUCUUUGGAACCAAGUUCAAGUGAAAGCAAAGCCCAUUUGUUAAUGACCUUGGAGGCAAUUUGCACAAUCUGUUCAUUCAACAAUAUUGUGAUAAGCAGAUACAUUUGUAUCUCGUUGCUCUUCUUGUGUAUCCUACGUAAAUACGCCUCCAUGACAACCAAGCGAAAGCAAAUUAAAUCAAUUUAGUCAAAACGAGAGCUGUGAAAAACAAAAAUCAGCUGCUUGCAGUGCGAGCCCCCAGCAAGGGAGACUUGUUUCCAUGCCCGUCUACGACGACUGGUUGCCAUCAUUCAGUCAAGAGCGAGCAGUCGAUCGGAUCUGGACACCAGUCAGCCGGAGCACACAUACUCGCGAUCACAAUAUAUAAAAAACAGCGGCAUAAUGCCAAUUUUCUCAAAAAUGAUGCUAUUUCGCGGUGUGGCAAGACGUCAGUACAGCGCUGUGGCUCAAACUCAGUUGAGGGAGAUCCUGGGCACCCAGCUGGCCGGGAUUAAGGAGGCGGGCACCUUCAAGGCAGAACGAAUCAUCACAUCUUCGCAGAGCACCCAGAUAACAGUUCAGGGCAGCGAUAAGAAGAUACUCAACUUUUGCGCCAACAACUACCUUGGACUAGCGAACAAUCCGGAGAUAGUGGAGCACAGCCAGAAGCUGCUGGAGCAGUAUGGCGCCGGCCUGAGCUCAGUGCGCUUCAUUUGCGGCACGCAGGAUAUACACAAGCAACUGGAGCAAAAGAUAGCCCAGUUCCAUGGACGCGAGGACACCAUUCUGUAUGCCUCCUGCUUUGACGCCAAUGCCGGGAUCUUCGAGGCCAUUCUCACGCCGGAGGAUGCUGUGUUCUCCGACGAACUGAACCACGCCUCGAUCAUCGACGGCAUCCGGCUGUGCAAGGCCAAGAAGCAGCGCUAUAAGCACCGGGACCUGAAGGACUUGGAGGAGCAGCUCAAGGCGAGUGAUGCUCGGCUCAAGCUCAUCGCCACCGAUGGCGUGUUUUCCAUGGAUGGAAACAUCGCACCUCUGGCCCGAAUCGUUGAGCUGGCCAAGAAGUACAAUGCCCUUGUGUUUGUGGAUGAGUGCCAUGCCACGGGAUUUUUUGGCGCCACGGGACGCGGAACCGAAGAGUACGACAAUGUCAUGGGUGAGGUGGACAUCAUCAACUCCACGCUGGGCAAGGCUCUGGGUGGAGCUUCCGGUGGAUACACCACUGGUCCCACGGAGCUGAUCUCGUUCCUGCGCCAGAAGUCCCGGCCGUAUCUCUUCUCCAACACUUUGCCGCCAGCAGUUGUGGCGGUUGGUCUGAAGGUCAUGGAUAUGCUCCUUCAGUCCAGCGAGCUUACGCAGCGAGUCCAGAGCAACACGCAGCGUUUCCGGACGGCCAUGACCAAGGCGGGCUUCACCAUAGCCGGCGAGAACCAUCCCAUCUGCCCCGUGAUGCUGGGCGAUGCUCGCCUCGCCUCCAAGUUUGCGGAUGAGAUGCUGACCCGCGGCAUCUAUGUCAUCGGCUUCAGCUACCCAGUGGUUCCUCAGGGAAAGGCCCGCAUCCGCGUUCAAAUCUCUGCUGCCCACACUGAAGCCGAAAUCGAUCGGGCCAUUGAUGCAUUUAUUGAAGUCGGUCGCUCUCUAAAAGUAAUCCAGUGAAAAUAUUGAACUGGGUUCAGUAUUGAAUAUUGCAUUUAUAACGAUUAAUAAACACUACACUUGCCUUUAAAAUUCG
Molecule: messenger RNA, 1810 nt
Organism: Drosophila biarmipes
Lineage: Eukaryota; Metazoa; Arthropoda; Insecta; Diptera; Drosophilidae
Gene: Gcat
Product: 2-amino-3-ketobutyrate coenzyme A ligase, mitochondrial
Exons: 5
Coding region: 481-1734 (417 amino acids)
Biological process (GO): biosynthetic process; L-threonine catabolic process
Molecular function (GO): glycine C-acetyltransferase activity; pyridoxal phosphate binding
Source: RefSeq, a predicted model, not a curated record